UAUGAAAAAAGAGGAACCAUGUUGACGAGAUCCAUGUUGACAUGUUCAAAAAUUCACAGUAGCAUUUUUUCGCUGGUCAACUGCAACAAAUUUCUUUUGUCAGGUGUCGUGAUUAAUUGCGAAAGCGUACAAGUCCGUAAUAAAUCUUUUAAGCGUUAUCUCGAUUAUUCGAACGUUCCUAAGCUGAACGAGGUCGAUCUUGAGGAGCAGUUCAUGCGAGGCAGUGGUCCGGGCGGCCAGGCGACGAACAAGACGAACAAUGCGGUCCAGUUGAAGCACAAGCCCACAGGGCUCGUCGUCAAGUGCCACGAGACGAGGAGCCAGUGGGACAACAGGCAACGUGCGCGCGAACUCCUGGUGACAAAGCUCGAUAACUUGCUGAACAAGGAACGUUCUAUCGAGGGCCAGAUACGCGUCCUCGAGGAAAAACAGCAGACGCGAAAAGACUGCAAGAGAAAGAAGCUAAACGAAAUGAAGAAAGCGUUUCGCGAACGCGAAGGCUUGACGUGACGCAACUUGUUUCAUAUAUAUUAUAAAUUUCCUCUAGGAUGUAAAGUGAUUUUAGUUUUAGGAAUAAAUAAAAUUUAUACAGAGAA
Wasmannia auropunctata (little fire ant) is the source of this 596-nucleotide messenger RNA. Its product is annotated as probable peptide chain release factor C12orf65 homolog, mitochondrial. NCBI's taxonomy places the organism in Eukaryota, Metazoa, Arthropoda, Insecta, Hymenoptera, Formicidae. The coding region runs from base 19 to 510 and encodes 163 amino acids. Gene Ontology annotation, molecular function: translation release factor activity. Gene Ontology annotation, cellular component: mitochondrion. Gene Ontology annotation, biological process: translational termination. The record is from RefSeq and is a predicted model, not a curated record. The transcript has a single exon.